GCGGCAACCUUCAGUUUGAAUGGUAUCGCCAGGAUGGCCGCCCCUUACCGAAUGGCGCCCGUCGUGACAGUCAGGUCCUCGUGCUGACCACGCUCCGGCCUCAGGAUGCGGGUCGCUACAUCUGCGACGUUUACGAUCAUGCGAGUGGGCAGCGUCUGCCUGCCACCGCCGUCGAUUUGCAAGUACACCCGGGUCUUCCAGUGGUUCCAGCAACGCCACCGCCGGCUUCGUACCGUCCCGCCUACCUGCCACCGGCCACAACGCCGGGCCGUUCUCGGGACUACAGCCUAAAACUGGACCAACAAUCAUCGAAUCUGCGAGCGGGUGAGUCCACCGAAGUGGAGUGCUACUCUUCAGACAACAGCUACACGGAUGUGGUUUGGGAGCGGGCCGACAGCCAGCCCCUCAGCCCCAACGUUCAGCAAGUCGGCAACCGCCUGGUGAUGACUGAUGUGACUGUCGCCGAUGCUGGUCAAUAUGUGUGCAAAUGCCGGACGGAUGAGGGCGAUCUGUAUACCACCAGCUACGAGCUGACCAUCGAACAACAGCCCCAUGAACUCAAGCGCUCCAAGAUAGUCCACUCGAAGGUGGGGGCCGAUGCCAAGCUGCAGUGCGGGGCGGAUACUAGCCGCCAGCCCAGCUACCGCUGGUCCCGACAGUACGGACAGCUCCAGCCAGGACGAUCCCUGCUAGGCGAAAAACUCUCGCUGGAGGAUCUGCAGGCCAACGAUGCUGGUACCUACAUCUGCACGGCAUUGUACGGAGAUGGAGAGUCCGUGGAUUAUCCCAGCAUACUGGUGGUGACCGGAGCCAUUCCACACUUCCAUCAGGCCCCGCGCAGCUAUAUGAGCUUCCCCACGCUACCGGACUCCUCGUUCAAGCUCAACUUUGAGAUCACCUUCCGACCGGAGGGCGACGACGGACUGCUUCUAUUCAACGGACAGACGCGUGGCACUGGCGACUACAUAGCCCUCUCGCUGAAGGACCGCUACGCGGAGUUCCGCUUCGAUUUCGGUGGCAAGCCGAUGCUCAUUCGAGCCGAAGAGCCACUGCAGCUGAACGAGUGGCACACGGUGCGCGUGCACCGCUCCAGGCGGGAUGGUUACAUGCAGGUGGACGAACAGCACCCAGUGGCCUUCCCCACACUAUCGCAAGUCCCACCGCUGGAUCUCAUCGAAGACCUGUACAUCGGUGGCGUUCCCAGCUGGGAGCUGCUGCCCGCAGACGCGGUCACCCAGCAGACGGGCUUCGUUGGCUGCAUCAGCCGCCUGACCCUGCAGAGCCGCACCGUCGAGCUAAUGCGCGAGGCCAAGUUCAAGGAGGGCAUCACUAGCUGCCAGCCCUGUGCCCAAAACCCCUGCUCCAACGGCGGCAUCUGUCUGGAGAGCCAGACGGAGGUGGCCUACUCCUGCGUCUGCCAGCAGGGCUGGACCGGCCGCAACUGUGCCGUUUCCGGCACCCAGUGCACCCCAGGCGUUUGCGGAGCCGGACGCUGCGAGAACACCGACCUGGACAUGGAGUGCUUAUGUCCCCUGAACCGCACCGGCGACAGAUGCCAGUACAUCGAGCACCUCAACGAGCAGAGCCUCAACUUUAAGCGGAACAGCUAUGCAGCCUACGGAACCCCCCGUGUCACACGUGUGAACAUCACUUUGUCCGUGCGGCCCUCGAGCCUACGUGACUCCGUGCUCCUCUAUGCGGCAGAGUCCAAGCUCCCCAGCGGCGACUAUCUGGCGCUGGUGCUGCGCGAUGGCCAUGUAGAACUGCUGAUCAAUACGGCGGCACGACUGCGUCCAGUCGUUGUGCGCUCUGCGGAGCCCCUGCCCCUGCACCGAUGGACGCGCAUUGAAGUGCUGCGGCGCCAGGGCGAAAGCAUACUGCGAGUAGGCGAGGGCCAAGAACAGCGAGCCAAGGCCUCGGGAACGGCGCGCACAUUGUCGUUGAAGACGCCUCUGUAUGUGGGCGGCUAUGAUCGGGCCUCGGUGAAGAUCAACCGAGACGUGAACAUCACGGAUGGCUUCGAUGGGUGCAUUUCGAAGCUAUACGACUCGCAGCGCUCCAUUCAGCUAUUGGCGGACAUCAAGGAUGCGGCCAAUAUCCAGAAUUGCGGCGAACUCAAUGAGAUCGGUGGCGGAGAUGGCGGAGACGGCGAGGCUGACGGCGAUAGCGAAGUGCCAGUGGCUCCCGCUGGGGACCCACCGGCUCCAUUGCCAGAUGCAACCAGCAAUCAGGAGGAGCAACUGCAGCCCUACAACAUGGCGCCGUGUGCCAGCGAUCCCUGCGAGAACGGUGGCAGCUGCAUCGAAGCGGAGAACCAGGCGCUCUGCUCCUGCCCCUUGGGCUACAGCGGCAAGCAUUGCCAAGAACACAUCCAAGUGGGCUUCAAUGCCUCGUUCCGAGGCCAUGGUUACCUGGAAAUCAAUCGCAAUCAAUUUGAUGCCGCCGUGGAACAGGUGUUCACCUCUGCCGCCAUGGUCUUCUCCACGAGCAAACCGAAUGGGCUGCUGCUCUGGUGGGGACAGGUGGCUGGCGAAGAGUAUGUGGGUCAGGACUUUAUCGCCUUGGCCGUUGUUGAUGGCUAUGUGGAGUACUCGCUGCGUUUGAACGGUGAGGAGACGGUGAUCAAGAACAGUGACACCCGCGUGGACGAUGGCCAGCGGCAUAUUGUGCUUGUGAAGCGAGUGGAAAACACGGCCAUUCUUGAGGUCGAUCGCAUAUCGCAUUCGGGUGAGACGCGACCCACCGGCAAGAAGGAGAUGAAACUGCCGGGCAAUGUGUUCAUAGGUGGCAUUCCGGAUAUUUCACAAUUCACGGGUGGACGUCACACGCACAACUUUGUCGGCUGCAUCGUGGUGGUUGAGGGUGAUGCCGUGGGUCAGAUCAAUCUGGGCCAAGCCGGCGUCAAUGCCGUCAAUGUGGACACCUGUCCAGUUAACGAUGAAUCCUUGGGAGGCACCGAACCGCCAGUUGUCUAGGCGAUACGCCCACACAACACGCAAACCAGCAACCGAAAUUAGCUUUUUAAUUAUUUAAAAAACAAAAGGAACCCCAAUUUUUAUAUUGUAUAUCGUACAAACUUGUACGCGGAAGAAAAAAUAACAAUUACGAUAUGUUCUGCGUGUGUCGAACUUCAAAACUACGAUUGCUUCUUCGAUCCCUAAGUCUAAGUAAAAUAUUUCAGAAAGGAAACGAUAAGAAUGAAAUAUCACAAAAAAAAACAGCCAUAUGAAGAAGUGAGACGACACGAUAACCGAAACGAAACAGAAACAGAAACAAUAAUAACAACAAUAUAUAAAGUUUAAGGCCUAACUAACUCUACAAAAAAGAAAAAACCGCAUACUAGCCAACAGAAAAUCCAGAAAAACUACUGAAAAAAUGCUGCAAAAGUAACGAAAGAACAGGCAAUAAGCAACAAAAAGGAUAUGCUCAAUAGCAGAAGCAUUUUAAUUAUUAUAAUGAUAGUUUAUAUUUU
Molecule: messenger RNA, 3472 nt
Organism: Drosophila persimilis
Lineage: Eukaryota; Metazoa; Arthropoda; Insecta; Diptera; Drosophilidae
Product: basement membrane-specific heparan sulfate proteoglycan core protein
Exons: 9
Coding region: 444-2975 (843 amino acids)
Molecular function (GO): calcium ion binding
Source: RefSeq, a predicted model, not a curated record